Molecule: messenger RNA, 1134 nt
Organism: Pyricularia grisea
Lineage: Eukaryota; Fungi; Ascomycota; Sordariomycetes; Magnaporthales; Pyriculariaceae
Exons: 2
Coding region: 1-1134 (377 amino acids)
Source: RefSeq, a predicted model, not a curated record
AUGACGCCCUUGUUCAUGAAGACCCGAGAGCCUCUUAAGGACGAGCUCCAGCCGAUAAUCCGCCUGCUUUCUCCUCAAGGAAGAAUCGUACAGUUCAAAAAUGGAAAGCCCGAUGCCAAAAUUGACUGGUACACGAACCGAGAUUUCUCGCCAGACACCCUGAGGGUUGUUGUGGAUCUUGUCAACCGAUUCCCCGGCAUUUCGAUGGACAGUUUAAGCACAAGUGCUUCCAAGAAGGUGCAGCACGCAAUCAAUCUGCUCCAGCAUAUGGGAAUUAUUACACCUUUGGAAAACGGCUUCGCUAUUCCCAAGAACAGUACAUUACUCUUACUCUUCGAAUCUACGGUGUCCUUCAACGUGGAUGCAAUGACGGCCUACCUCGAGAAAGACUCCAGGUCGACCGCGGUCUUGUGUCAAAUGUUUGCAAUGUUGAACAUCACCGACAAAGACAGCAUGGAGAUUUACGGCAUGGAUCACUACCAGUUUAUGACCAAAGAAUGCAAGGACGACUAUUCCGGCAUUUGGCAAGCACUCAAGGAGCUUUUCGCCAGCCUCGACCGAGCCCAACGUAAGAAGGAGAUCGCACGUACCCUUAUAAAAACUAGACACCGGUUCAGCAAGGCGGUAUUUCCUGUACACGUACAGUUGAGCCAAGAGCUCUGGUGGAACGCCAUCCAUACCUUGUCCGAGAGAGAGACUGAGCUGAUACAAGAGGCUUUGCUUUUGGCCCGGAUGGACCACGUCGUGCUGUUUCCAAAUGGCCCAGACAGUGGACGCACCCUGGUUGGCAACAUGCAAGUCCGUUUGUCAUGUGAGAUGUCCGCUACGAACCCCACCGUGGUCAUCGUGAGCCGCAUUAGUCGGAAAUCUCCCCUAGACUCUCUGAUCGGCGAUUUCAUGGCAUUUAUUCCCGCUCGCGUCUUCAUAAAUGUGGGAACGCAGCGAGGAGGCGAACGAUCUCUGUGGCAGACAAUCAACUUGGACCCUAGGCACUGUCCCUCUUCCGCUUUGUCCGUGUUCGAACAGAUUGGUUCCGAGUUAGAAACCCACGGGCCAAUUCUCAGCAUCAAGGCUCUCCGCAUGGCGGUUUUCCCCCGCAACAAGAUGCCGAGGAAGGUUCCGUCGACGGGAUAG